This is a messenger RNA of Hippocampus comes (tiger tail seahorse), 1939 nucleotides long. RefSeq names its product cystathionase (cystathionine gamma-lyase) (gene cth). The coding region runs from base 91 to 1455 and encodes 454 amino acids. The record is from RefSeq and is a predicted model, not a curated record. Gene Ontology annotation, molecular function: cystathionine gamma-lyase activity; pyridoxal phosphate binding. Gene Ontology annotation, biological process: transsulfuration. The transcript has 14 exons. Gene Ontology annotation, cellular component: cytoplasm. Lineage: Eukaryota; Metazoa; Chordata; Actinopteri; Syngnathiformes; Syngnathidae.
UAAAAGGGAUUUUCCCCCUUUUCAGCGCUGCGAUUGCGCUGUCAUUUCCAGUUCAGGGCUUUCUGGUCGUGUCAAGUGGACAGCAUAUCUAUGGAGAACUACAACGAGGGUGCCCGGAACGACGAGUUUCCCGGGUACGGCAAGCCUUUCAAGUCGUUCGCCACCGAUGCCAUCCACGUCGGCCAAGAACCAGAGCAAUGGAACUCCAGGGCCGUAGUUCCACCGAUAUCGCUCUCAACCACGUUUAAACAGAGCCAACCCGGAAAGCACUUCGGCUAUGAAUACAGCCGCAGUGGAAACCCUACAAGAGACUGUCUUGAGAAAGCCGUGGCAGCGCUGGAUGGGGCAAAGCACUGCCUUGCCGUGUCUUCAGGGCUUGCUGCCACCCUGACCAUCACUCAUAUGCUGAAGGCAGGGGAUGGAAUCAUCUGCAUGGAUGAUGUUUAUGGAGGCACAAACCGCUACUUCCAAAAAGUGGCUACUGAAUUCGAGCUGCAGAUCACCUUAGUCGAUUGUACCAAACCAGAGCUACUGAAGGCGGCUCUCAAGCCCAACACUAAAAUGGUGUGGAUUGAGACGCCAACCAACCCCACUAUGAAAGUUGUCGACAUUCGUGCUUGUUCCGACUUGGUGCACGAUCACAACAAAGACAUCGUGGUUGUUGUCGAUAACACGUUCAUGUCUGCCUACUUCCAGCGUCCUUUGGCUUUAGGAGCAGAUAUUUGCAUGUACUCAGCCACUAAAUAUAUGAAUGGUCACAGUGACGUGGUUAUGGGCCUUAUGUCAGUCAACCGGGAGGAUCUGUACGACCGACUAAAGUUUCUACAAAAUGCUCUAGGCUGUGUGCCAUCCCCUUUUGACUGCUACCUUGUCAACCGCGGGCUGAAGACUUUGCAUCUGCGCAUGGAGCGCCACUUUAAGAACGCCCUGGCCGCAGCCGAGUUUCUUGAGGGUGAUUCUAGAGUGGAGCGCGUCAUCUACCCAGGUCUGCCCUCUCACCCGCAGUAUGACGUGGUGAAAAGGCAAUGCACAGGAUGUCCUGGAAUGAUCACCUUCUACAUUAAAGGAGAACUCCACCACGCCAACACCUUCCUCACCAGUCUCAAAAUGUUUGUAGUGGCCGAGAGUCUUGGUGGUUAUGAAAGUUUAGCAGAACAUCCGGCAAUUAUGACUCAUGCGUCGGUGCCUGAGAAGGAAAGGAGCAUCUUGGGCAUUAGUGACACUCUGAUCAGGCUCUCUGUGGGACUGGAGGAUAAGGCGGAUAUCAUUGAAGAUCUGAAUCAAGCACUUGCAGCCGCUGCUCCGUCUGUAAGUUUCAAAAUAGCAGAAAGACAUCAAAGUCUUAGCAAGGCCAGCAGAUGGCCCCUCAACAAGCGUCUUCCCAGAAUCCUCUUCUCAGAACCCAGAGAAGAACUAGUGUCUGCAGGGCUUGUUCCUCGGGAUGAAAGGGCUUAAAUGUAGCUUUUACGGGAACAGGGCGAGAUUAUUUAUCUUAGUUUACUUGUUUUUUUUUGUUUUUUUUGUGUACUCGUUUUGAAAUGCUUCAAGUGAGCUAAAUGAGACAAAAUCUUAGGCCAUCAAGAUUGAAAAGUUUGAUGAACACAAGAUUCUUCUAAGUGCAUCAACCGAUGUAUGUCUCAUUACAUAACAUACCAAAACAUACAUUUUCUUCCGCCACUCUGAAUGUAUCACUGACCGCGCUCGUGCUAUAACGCCAACUCCGCUAAGAGAAGUGCAAAUUUCCGUCUUUCCUGUCAAUCAUUUGAUGACAGAAUCUUACUUAUUAUAAAAACUCGCUCAUACCAAGAACAACUUUCUGGAUAUUCAUUUUGAAACGUGUGUGUGCAAGAAUGACAUGUUAUUCUUCAUUUGACUUGAUUUGUCAUGAAUGUUAAAUGCAUUUUCUCCCAUUUAAUAAAAGAUGUGCUUGUUAGAUGAA